GAGGCAUUGGGGGAAUCAUGACUGGGAGACUGGGAGGGGGAGCUGAUCCUCUAUAAUAAGGGUGCCAUGCUCAGUGACCCCCCAGGUGCCUGUUAUCCUUGUGUAUUUGACCAAUCACAGGACAGCUCAGCUGUCUGAUACAAGUCAGUCUCAUUGUAUCAGAUGGAGCAGGGGGGGAGUCUGACAGUUGGGCAGUGAGGAAUUAACACACGUGUGGUGGGGAGACUUGGUUCCACUGUCACAAGGGAAGGAAGAUCAGGAGCAACACUGGGGGGGGAUACAGGUGAGGGGCUCAGCAGGUGCCACUAAUUCCUAUAGCCUUGGCCCCCUCUCCCAGCAGGUGAGCUCUUCAGUAUAAUGAUGAUUCACCAGAAGACCGUGGGCAUUGGCUGAUGUGACACCUGAACCCCCCCAUGUGGGACCAUUAUUCCUGCGUCAUGGAAUCCUGUGAGGAACGUGCGUGUGGAUAUUCCGUGGCUUCAUGUGACUUACAGCUGGGGGGCCAGUGACAUGUGGGGGAGAUAAAGGAUGCCGGUCCGCAGGGGUCACGUGGCACCUCAGAACACAUUCCUGGACACCAUCAUACGCAAAUUUGAGGGACAAAGCCGCAAAUUCAUCAUCGCCAACGCCCGCGUUCAGAACUGCGCAGUCAUUUACUGCAAUGAUGCAUUCUGUACCAUGUGCGGUUACACGCGGGCAGAGGUCAUGCAGAGGCCGUGCACAUGUGAAUUCCUGUAUGGGCCCCGCACCACCCCCAGCUCCGUCUCUCAAAUUGCACAGGCCCUUAUGGGGUCCGAGGAGCGUAAGGUGGAGAUUGCCUUUUACCGUAAGGAUGGCAGUUGUUUCCUCUGUCUGGUGGAUGUGGUCCCCGUGAAGAACGAGGACGGAUCUGUCAUCAUGUUCAUUCUGAACUUUGAAGUGGUGAUGGAGAAGGAUGUGUUGGGCUCUCCCAACAAGGACACCAAUCAUAAAGUGCAGUCCCAUUGGUUCCCAUCAGGUCGAGGCAAGUCAUUUAAGUUAAAGCUCCCAGCAUUACUGGCCCUGACGGGGAGCAAACAGUCUCUCCCUCAAGAGGAUCCCGAUGUGGUGGUGGUGGAUUUAUCAAAGCACAGCAGUGAAACGGUGGCAUUGGAGGAAGUGACACAUAUGAACAAUUGCAUUGGCUCUCGGCCUGAGGACCAGCAGGUGCUGAUCAGCAGCAAGGAACCCAAGGCACCUCCUGAAGAGGAGGGGGACAAAGAGCCAGCAGUGCAGUCAUCUCCCCAUACAGACAAGGACCACCUCAACCUGGACAUGUCCUUUUCCAACUGCAGUCUGACACGCAGCCGAUCUAGGGAGAGUUUCUACAGCAUCCGACGGGCCUCCUCAGUAGAUGAUAUUGAAGCUAUGAAAGUGGACUUGGACAAGUUCAGGAACCGCAACUCUAGCACUGGGGCCAUGAACAAUAUCCGCAACAAUCUUCUCAACUCCACGUCAGACUCAGACCUAAUGAGGUACAGAACCAUCAGUAAAAUCCCUCAGAUAACCCUCAACUUUGUGGACUUUAAAGGAGAUUCAUUCCUGACUUCGCCAUCCAAUGAAAAGGAAAUAAUUGCACCCACCAAGCUGAAGGACCGAACCCACAACGUCACAGAGAAGGUCACUCGGGUCCUGUCCCUGGGAGCGGAUGUGCUGCCGGAAUACAAGCUGCAGGCCCCUCGGAUACAUAAAUGGACAAUACUCCACUACAGCCCAUUUAAAGCCGUGUGGGACUGGCUGAUCCUGCUGUUGGUUAUCUACACCGCCAUCUUUACCCCGUACUCUGCUGCUUUCCUAUUGGGCGAGCAGGAGGAGGUGGACAAUGAGCAGUGUGGCUACUCGUGCAACCCGCUGAGUGUGGUGGACCUUAUAGUGGACAUUAUGUUUAUUAUAGACAUUCUCAUCAACUUCCGAACAACCUACGUCAACAUCAAUGAAGAAGUAGUGAGCCACCCUGGAAAGAUUGCCAUCCAUUACUUCAAAGGCUGGUUCCUUAUAGACAUGGUGGCCGCCAUUCCCUUUGAUCUGCUCAUAUUUGGUUCAGGCUCAGAGGAGAUGAAGAGAUCUGACGAAGGAGCAAACAAAGAGACCACUACUCUGAUUGGUCUCUUGAAAACGGCCCGCCUCCUGCGCUUGGUACGAGUGGCCCGCAAGCUGGACCGUUACUCUGAGUAUGGUGCAGCCGUUCUCUUUCUUCUCAUGUGCACGUUUGCUCUCAUCGCUCACUGGUUGGCUUGCAUCUGGUACGCCAUUGGCAACAUGGAGCACUAUGACCUGGAGUAUCGUCCUAUUGGUUGGCUGUACUCCUUGGGAAUCCAGGUCAUGAAGCCCUACAACAGCACCAAUGCAAAAUCUGGCCCUUCCAUCAAUGACAAGUAUGUGACUGCUCUCUACUUCACCUUCAGCAGCCUGACCAGUGUGGGGUUUGGAAAUGUGUCCCCCAACACCAACUCUGAGAAGAUCUUCUCCAUAUGUGUCAUGCUCAUUGGAUCACUCAUGUAUGCCAGUAUUUUCGGGAAUGUGUCUGCAAUCAUCCAGCGUUUGUACUCUGGAACAGCACGAUACCACACUCAGAUGUUGCGUGUUCGAGAAUUCAUCCGUUUCCAUCAGAUUCCGAACCCUCUCCGCCAGCGCCUGGAGGAAUAUUUCCAGCACGCCUGGUCAUAUACCAAUGGCAUCGAUAUGAAUGCAGUGUUGAAGGGGUUCCCUGAGUGCCUCCAGGCUGAUAUCUGUCUGCAUCUCAACCGUAGCCUUCUGCAGAACUGCAAGCCGUUCAAGGGAGCCACCAAAGGUUGUCUUCGGGCUCUGGCCAUGAAAUUCAAGACCACCCAUGCUCCUCCUGGUGAUACACUGGUGCAUGCUGGGGAUGUGCUCACUGCUCUCUACUUUCUGUCCCGUGGAUCAAUAGAAAUCUUGCGUGGGGAUGUAGUGGUGGCCAUACUAGGUAAAAAUGAUAUUUUUGGAGAACCUAUAAAUCUCUAUGCCCGGCCUGGAAAAUCUAAUGCAGAUGUUCGAGCCUUGACCUACUGUGACCUCCACAAGAUUCAUCGAGAAGACUUGCUGGAAGUGCUAGACAUGUAUCCUGAAUUCUCUGACUACUUCUGGUCCAUCCUGGAGAUCACAUUUAAUCUGCGAGAUACCAACAUGAUUCCCGGAUCGCCAAGCAGUGAUGAUUCCGACAGUGGGUUCAACCGACUGAGGCGGCGCAAGCUUUCCUUCCGCAGGAGAACAAAUAAAGAUGCUGAAAAUGUCGGGAAGGUGAAGAGGGGCCAGAGGAUGGGAAACACCCCAACAUGUGAGAGCAAGGACUUGGACAAGCAACUCAGCACUGGCCCAUCCAGUUGCUCUUCCAGUGAUGAUGAGAAACCUCCUCCUUCCUCUAACACAGUUGAAUUGUCACCAACACGAGGGAAAUUGACCAACAGUAACUUCUCUGCCCCCUGUGGGUCGGAGGCUGAAGGGGAAAACGGCACAGCAGACGUGUGUAACCACUUGUCAGGAGCUUUUUCUGGGGUAUCAAAUAUGUUUAGCUUUUGGGGUGACAGAGCAGGAGGUGAGUACCAGGAGGUGCCAAGAUGCACCAUCCCAGCCCAUACAGCUGUGAGUGGCACUGCACCUUCCAUGAGCCGAUGGCACAAAUGUGAUCUUGGGAACAGGCUGGAUCUUCUGCAGAAACAACUCAACAGGUUAGAGAGUCGGAUGGUGACAGACAUUAAUAGUAUCAUGCAGCUGCUACAGAAACAAGCGGCCCUGGUGCCUCCGUCAUACAGCACUGUAUCGUCUCCCCCACAGAUGACAGGUCACCCCUCAGGGGGGGAACACAUUGUACAGCCCAACCUUGUGCAACUGUCUCACACACUGGCAUCAUUUUCUCAGGUUUAUGAAUACCAGGAAGUGGAGGGUCAGCGGUUGAGUGAAGUGCCCCUGGUACCCCAACCUGUGACUACUGAUCCCAGGGACAGGCCCCGGCGCCUCUCUCUUCCCAGGCAGCUGGACGACCCCUUGGACUUGAGGACCCCACAAAGGCAUUCAUCUGACCCGGGCAGUUAGGGAUGGAGGGGCCUUUGUCAGACUCAUGUUAAACGCCACAUUCUGGUGAAAGGUCACACAGAGAUCUUGCCGGAAUGUUCUGUAGCAGAUUCCCAACAUGGAGACAACCUGCGGGGAUCAUAGAAUUCCCUCAUUCAGAUGGAGGGGCAAAUAAAGGCAUUUGUCUAAUUGUUCCAGCCAAGGAAAGACUCUGCUGUAUGGGGCAUGCAUGGCUCUUAGCUGCACCCCUAAAUAAUAGUGAACCCACUUGCUGCUUCUCAUGUUGCUGUAUCAGAUGCGCUGCUGUGUGGGAAUCAGAACCACGUGACUGUAGCACACGCUCCAGAGGGAACAAACAGGUCAACUGUAGAACCUGAGAUGGGCUGAGAAUGAGGAGCUUGUCCUGGGAAGAGCAGAACAAGGAAGAGAAGUCCAUGUACUAUAAAUAUGUGACUAUACCGACCCCCAUAUAUCACUGCCCCCAUUAUUACUCUCUCUCUCUAGCAAACUGCGUGUCAUGGGGAGGAAUGAACAUUGUGUGCAGAGCUCUUGGGAAGCCGCAUGGCAGAAUCCCACCAUCAUUUGGUUUGUAAGGAAUAUUACAAUAACGAUUCUUCCAUCUCUUUUAUGCUUCAAUACAUGUCCAAGAACUCUUCAACCAACCCUCCAAUAUAAACUCCACUCUAUGGCCCUCAAUGUUCUUCAUUGUCUCUUCCUGUCUCUUUGUCACUCCUCCCCACUUCUAGUGCCACAUUCCCACGCACAUUAUAACACACAUACUCACACACAUUCACACACAUUCACACACAUUCCCACACAUUCCCACACACAUUCCCACACACACAUUCACACACACACAUUCCCAUACACACUCCAAUAGUCACAAAUCUAGUGUCUGUGCAUCACUGUGUCUUCCCUGCUGAAAGGUCCAUUAAUGAUAAUGGUGUAAAGAACUGUCACAUGAUCACAGCAGUGUGCCCCCUCUUAUUGUGCCCCCAAUGUCUGUAUGUAUCGGCACUG
This is a messenger RNA of Xenopus laevis (African clawed frog), 5067 nucleotides long. RefSeq names its product potassium voltage-gated channel subfamily H member 2 (gene kcnh2.S). The transcript has 16 exons. Lineage: Eukaryota; Metazoa; Chordata; Amphibia; Anura; Pipidae. The record is from RefSeq and is a predicted model, not a curated record. The coding region runs from base 529 to 4068 and encodes 1179 amino acids.